GAACUGAGGCCCAGAGAAGAGAAGCGACUUGCCCAAGGUCACACAGCAGACACUUGCUGUGAAGGGGUGACGGCUCUGGAAAUGGAUGGGGCCUCGUGACCUGAGGCCACUUUGGAGCAAAGGUCUCUGACAGGCCGGAUGAAAUGAGACCCCCAUGUAGCGAUCGUCAUGGAAACCUGUGACUCCUCUCCCAUCUCAAGGCAGGAGAAUGGACCGAGCGCGACCAAGCCCCGCGGCACGGCCCCGCAGGAGGGCGAGGGGGCGGAGAAGGCUGCCGGGCCGGAGGCGGACGGGGGCCGGGCCUCGCCCGCCGAGGCCCCGAGGACAGACGAGGGGCCGGGGCCCGGCCCGCCGGGGGGCAGGGGGGCCGCCCCCGCCGCGGCCCGCAUCCCCUGCCACGAGUGCGCCGCUUCUUUCUCCAGUUUACAGAAGUACAUGGAGCACCACUGCCCCAACGCCCGCCUGCCCGUCCUGAAGGAGGACCGGGAGAGCGAGUCCAGCGAGCCGGAGGACAGCGACGUGGAGAACCUCAGCGGGGAGAUCGUCUACCAGCCCGACGGUUCGGCCUACAUCAUCGAGGGCGCCAAGGACGGCGGGCCGGGGGCGGCGGCCGAGGCGGGGAGGCCUCCCGCGCCGGCCCCCGCCCCCGCCCCCGCCCCCGUGGCGUUCUACCCUCAGAUCAUCAACACCUUCCACAUCGCCUCGGCCCUGGGGAAGCCAUUCGCGGCCGACCCGGCCUUCCCAAAUACCUCAGCGCCGGCGGGCGCCGUUCCCGUGUUGCACAGUUUCCGGGUCUACGACCUCCGGCACCGGAGGGAACGGGACUAUCUCGCCGGCGACGGCUCCGCCAAAAACUCCUGCGUGUCCAAAGAUGCCCCGGGCGACGUGGACCUGUCCCGCUUCGACGGGCGCGUGAGCGACGGCAAGAGGAAGCCCGUCCUCAUGUGCUUCCUGUGCAAGCUGUCCUUCGGCUUCGCCCGCUCCUUCGUCAGCCACGCCGUGCUCGACCACCGCAUGGUCCUCAACGAGCAGGAGCAGAAGCUCCUCGCCCACAAGCACGUCUCCGCCAUCAUCCAGGGGAUCGGCAAAGACCAAGAACCUCUCGUCAGCUUUCUCGAACCAAAAAGGCCGGCCCCGGGCUACCCCUGCUUCCCCGCCCCCGGCCCGCCGGGCCCGGACCCCGCUUUCCGCGGCCUGUGGGCGGCCCUCCGCGUGGAGAACGGCGAGGCCCUGCAGGCGGGCCUGGCCUUCCUCCGGGGCGGGCCCGGGCCCUCGCCGCCCUCCCCCCGAGAGCCGCCGGCGGGCCUCCCCAACGGGGGGUGCCCCGUCAAGAGCGAGCCCGCGGACGAGGAGGACGGGGACGGCGACUCCAACGGGCCGGACCCGGGCCCGGCCGACGAGGGCCCCGGCGCCGCUCACCAGCACGGCCCCCCUCCCGGCGGCGCCGCCCCGGCGCCCCCGGACGGGUCCCCGGGCAGCGGCGUGGAGUGCCCCAAGUGCGACACCGUGCUGGGCUCCUCCCGCUCCCUGGGAGGCCACAUGACAAUGAUGCACUCCCGAAACUCAUGCAAGACGCUCAAGUGCCCCAAGUGCAACUGGCAUUACAAAUACCAGCAGACGCUGGAGGCCCACAUGAAGGAGAAGCACCCGGAGCCCGGCGGCUCCUGCGCCUACUGCAAGAGCGGCCAGCCCCACCCCCGGCUGGCCCGCGGCGAGAGCUACACGUGCGGCUACAAGCCCUUCCGCUGCGGCGUCUGCAACUACUCCACCACGACCAAAGGCAACCUCAGCAUCCACAUGCAGUCCGACAAGCACCUCAACAACGUCCAGAACCUGCAGGGCGGCGGGGGCGGCGGGGGCGAGCCGACCUUCACCCCCGCGACCCCCGCCGCCGCCCCCGCCGCCCCCGCCCUCCCGGCCCGCGGGGCGCCCUCCCCGGCCAGGCCCAAGCAGAAGGCCACGUGGCGCUGCGAGGUCUGCGACUACGAGACCAACGUGGCCCGGAACCUGCGCAUCCACAUGACGAGCGAGAAGCACAUGCACAACGUGCUGCUCCUGCAGCAGAACGUGAAGCAGCUGCAGCACAACCUGCACCUGGGCCUGGCGCCGGCCGAGGCCGAGCUCUACCAGUACUACCUGGCCCAGAACCUGGGGCUGACCGGCCUCAAGCUGGACGGGACGGCCGACCCCCCGCUCCUCGUCAGCCCCUUCCAGCUGGACGCCGCCGCCCUGGCCCCGGGACUCGUCGCCGGCGACCUGCCGUCCGAGCUCCGUCUGGCCGGCGCCCAGCUGGUGGGGGAAGACCUGGCCCUGCUGCCCGGGGCGGCCGGCGACCCGGCCCUGAAGAUCUUCCAGUGCGCCGUCUGCGACCGCUUCAGCUCGGACAGCCUGGAGGCCCUGAGCGUGCACGUGGGCAGCGAGCGGGCGCUGCCCGAGGAGGAGUGGCGCGCCGUCGUCGGGGACCUCUACCAGUGUCGUCUCUGCAACUACAACACCCAGCUCAAGGCCAACUUCCAGCUGCACUGCAAGACGGACAAGCACGUGCAGAAGUACCAGCUGGUGGCCCACAUCAAGGAGGGCGGCCGGAGCAACGAGUGGCGCCUCAAGUGUCUCGCCGUCGGCAACCCCGUCCACCUCAAGUGCAACGCCUGCGACCACUAUGCCAACAGCGUGGAUAAGCUGCACCUGCACACGGCCAACCACCGGCACGAGGCCGCCCUCAGGCUCUACAAGCACUUGCAGAAGCACGAGGGGACGGUCAGUCCCGAUUCCUGCUACUACUACUGUGCCCUCUGCGAUUACUCCACCAAGGGGAAACUGAGUCUGGUCCAGCACGUGCAUUCCGUCAGGCACCACCAGACGGAAGGCCUGCGCAGGCUGCAGCUCCACCAGCAGGGCCUGCCCCCCGAGGACGAGGAGAACCUCAGCGAGAUCUUCUUCGUCAGAGACUGCCCGCCCGAGACGCUGGAAGAGCCGGGGGAGGAGCUGGACGCGACCGUGAAGGCGGACGAGGACGGGGCCCUGGGUGACCGAGACGACCGUCAAGCCAAGAAGGCCGGCAGAGAUGCAGGGCAAGGCACCCCGGAGAAGACGCCCAAGGUCACCGUCGGGGUAGGGACGAAAACGCUCCUGCCGCCCGAAGAGGAGGAGGACGGUCCGGCUAAACGGCCCGGCUCCGCCGAGGACAGGAAGUUCUGCCCCGAGCAGUUUUAUCAGUGCCCUUACUGUAACUACAACAGCAGGGACCCCAGCCGCAUCCAGGUGCACGUCCUGUCCCAGCAUUCCAUGCAGCCGGUCAUCUGCUGUCCCCUCUGCCAGGACGUCCUCAGCAGCAAAAUGCACCUGCAGCUCCACCUCACCCACUUACACAGCGUGGCCCCCGACUGCGUGGAGAAGCUGCUCCUUAGCGUUCCCGUCCCGGACGCUCUGGUGCCUCCCAGCCUGCUGCUUCCCGCAUCCGCGGCCGACAAGCCCGAGCACGAAUCGCUGGCCUCGCUGGCCGCCGAGGGAGUCGGGAGACGGCCAGGUGACGACGGUCCGACGGGUGACCCGGGCGUCCCCGGCCUCGAGGCCUCCAAGACGGGGCUGGAGAUCAAGAGCGAGGAGGAACCGCCGCCGCCCCCCCGACGGCCGGAGGAGUCCGACGCGCCCGAGUGGAGCCGGACCGGCGAGGGCGGCCCGGACGCGGGGCUCCCCGGGCCCGACCCCCCGGCCGAGCAGGAGCAGCGGCGGCGGCCUCCGCCCGGGGCCGACCGCCCGGGGUCCGGCUCGCGCUGCGGGCCCCGCGGCCUGGCGUUCAAGACGCCGCAGCCGCCCGGGCAGCAGCGGCAGCAGGCCCUGCGGGCCGCGGCCACCUGCGGCCUCUGCCCGCGCAGCUUCCGCUCGCCGCCGGCCCUGCGCCGUCACCUGGAGGCCGCCCACCCGGAGCUGGGCGAGCCCGAGCUGCGGCAGCUGUGCGCCGCCCUGCCCGGCGACCUGGGCUGGCCCGACGCGGCCCCCGACGAGCCGGCCCGGGACCCCGAGGCGGCGGAGGAGGCGGCGGAGGGGGGCGGCGCGGAGGGCGGCCCCCCGGCCGAGGAGCCCGGCGCGGAGCCCAAGCGGACCCUGCCCUUCCGCAAGGGGCCCAACGUCACCGUGGAGAAGUUCCUCGACCCGUCGCGGCCCUACAAGUGCACGGUGUGCAAGGAGUCCUUCACGCAGAAGAACAUCCUGCUGGUGCACUACAACUCGGUCUCGCACCUGCACAAGCUCAAGAGGGUCCUCCGCGAGGCGUCGGGCAGCCCCGGGCCGGCCGACGGGCCGGCCGGCGCCGCCGACCACAAGCCCUACAAGUGCGGCGUCUGCGGCGUGGCCUACAGCCAGGCCUCCACCCUGGAGAUCCACCUGCGCUCCGUCCUGCACCAGACCAAGGCCCGGGCCGCCCGGCUGGACGGGAGCCCCGGCCUGCCGGCCGACGGCCCGGCCAAGGACCCGCCCCCCUCCGAUGCCAAAGAGUUCCACGAGAGGCAGGCGGCCGACCUCCCCGCGGGCCCCCCGCCCCCGUCCCCGGCGCAGCUGCAGGCGCAGCUGCAGCACGAGCUCCAGCAGCAGCAGCAGUUUCUCCACCCCGCCUUCCUGCCGCACUUCCCCGUGACCCCCGAGGCGCUGCUGCAGUUCCAGCAGCCCCAGUUCCUGUUCCCCUUCUACCUCCCCGGCGCCGACUUCGGCCUGGGCCCGGACCCGGGGCCGCCGGGGCCGGAGCCGGGCGGCGCCGGGGCGGACCGGCCGUCGGGCCGGGACCCGGCGGGGCGCCGGGAGGCGGACGGGGGGCCCGAGCCGCCCAAGCGCGAGCCGGCGGCCGAGGGCGAGGGGCCCCGGGACCCCCGCGAGGGGAAGAGGCCCCGGGCGGGCGAGGCCGGCCCGCCGCCCCCGCGGAUCGCCUCGGGCGCCCGGGGCAACGCGGCCAAGGCCCUGCUGGAGAACUUCGGCUUCGAGCUGGUCAUCCAGUACAACGAGAACCGCCAGAGGGCCCAGAAGAAGGGCCGGCCGGCGGCGGCGGGCGGCGGCGGCCCCGGGCCCGAGGGCGGGGGUCCGUCCAAGCUGGAGUGCGGCGCCUGCGCCAAGCUCUUCUCCAACGUGCUCAUCCUCAAGAGCCACCAGGAGCACGUGCACGGGCAGCUCCUCCCCCACGGGGCGCUGGAGGAGUUCGCCCGCCGCUACCGGGAGGCCUACGACAAGCAGUACCCCAUCUCGCCCCCGUCGCCCGAGCCCCCGGCGGCCCCGCAGCCGGCCGCCCUGCCCGUGGCCCUGGACCUCCCGCUCUUCCCGCCCCUGGUGAUGCCGUCGGUCCAGCACCCGGCCCUGGGCCCGCAGCUGGCCCUGCAGCUGACCCCCGUGGACGCCCUGGCGGCCGACCUCGGCCAGCUGUGCCAGCAGCAGCUGGGCCUGGACCCCGCCUACCUGCGUCACGCCCAGUUCAAGCGGCCGCGGACCCGCAUCACCGACGACCAGCUGAAGGUGCUGCGGGCCUACUUCGACAUCAACAACUCCCCCGGCGAGGAGCAGGUGCAGGAGAUGGCCGACAAGUCCGGCCUCUCCCAGAAGGUCAUCAAGCACUGGUUCCGCAACACGCUCUUCAAGGAGCGGCAGAGGAACAAGGACUCGCCCUACAACUUCAGCAACCCCCCCGUGGCGGCCCUGGACGACCCGCACCCCGACCCCCCGCCGGCCCCGCCGGACCCCUACAGGGCCGACCCGGCGGCGGCGGCGGCGGCGGCGGCGGCCUUCGGCAAGCGGUCGUCCCGCACCAGGUUCACCGACUACCAGCUGCGGGUCCUGCAGGACUUCUUCGACACCAACGCCUACCCCAAGGACGACGAGAUCGAACAGCUGUCCACGGUCCUCAACCUGCCCACGCGGGUCAUCGUGGUCUGGUUCCAGAACGCCCGGCAGAAGGCCCGCAAGACCUACGAGAACCAGGCCGAGGCCAAGGACAGCGAGAAGCGGGAGCUGACCAACGAGCGCUACGUCCGCACGGGCAACCUGCAGUACCAGUGCAAGAAGUGCGGCGGGGUCUUCCCGCGCAUCUUCGACCUCAUCACCCACCAGAAGAAGCACUGCUACAAGGACGAGGACGAGGAGGCCCCGGACGAGAGCCAGCCGGACGAGCCCCCGGAGGCCGGCCCGCCGGCCCGCUCGCCCGGGCCGGAGCCCGCCCGGACGCCGCCCCCGAAGCCCCCGCCGCUCUCCCUGGCGCCGCCCCCGCCGCUCCCGACCGAUCUACCUCCGCCGCUGCUCCAGUACCAGUGCGACCAGUGUCGCGUGGCCCUGCCCAGCCUGCGGCUCUGGCAGGAGCACCGGCACGUGCACUUCCUGGCGGCCCAGAACCAGUUCCUGCACUCGCCCUUCCUCGAGCGGCCCGUCGACCUGCCCUACGUCAUCUUCGACCCGGGCAACCCGCUGCUGGCCUCCCCGCUGGCCCCGCCGCCCCCGCGGCCGGGCACCCCGCCCGCCGGCCCCCCGAAGCGGAGGCCGGAGGAGCGGGACGACCCGGCGGGGGCCGGGCCGGGCGGCGGGGAGGACCAGCACCGGGACAAGCGGCUGCGGACCACCAUCACCCCCGAGCAGCUGGAGGUCCUGUACGAGAAGUACCUGCUGGACUCCAACCCCACCAGGAAGAUGCUGGACCACAUCGCCCGCGAGGUGGGCCUCAAGAAGCGCGUGGUGCAGGUCUGGUUCCAGAACACGCGGGCCCGCGAGCGCAAGGGCCAGUUCCGCGCCCUGGGCCCCGCCCAGGCCCACCGGCGCUGCCCCUUCUGCCGCGCCCUCUUCAAGGCCAAGUCGGCGCUCGAGAGCCACGUGCGCUCGCGACACUGGAGCGAGGGCCGGCGGGCGGGCUCCGGCCUCCCGCCCAGCCCGCUCCCGGCCCCGGAGGACGGGACCGACCCCGACGGCGUCCCCCGCAGGUUCGUCUUCUUCGACUGCCCGGCGCUGGCGCUGGCCAAGGUGGACCUGGCCGGCCCGGGCGGGCCCGCGCCCGCCCGCUCCCCCGAGUCGUCCAGCGCCGCCGACCCCGGCUCGCCGGCCCCGCCGGGCUCCGGGCCCCCGUUCCGGGCCCGGGGCGGCGAGAGGCCGGGCCACAAGCGCUUCCGCACGCAGAUGAGCAACCUGCAGCUGAAGGUGCUCAAGGCCUGCUUCGGCGACUACCGCACGCCCACCAUGCAGGAGUGCGAGCUGCUCGGGGCCGAGAUCGGCCUGCCCAAGCGCGUGGUGCAGGUCUGGUUCCAGAACGCCCGCGCCAAGGAGAAGAAGUUCAAGGUCAACGCGGGCAAGGCCCCCCCGGCCGGCCCGGACGGCGGGGCCCGCCCCGACUGCGGCCUCUGCGGGGUCAAGUACUCGGCCCGCCUCUCGGUGCGCGACCACGUCUUCUCCCGCCAGCACGUCGCCAAGGUGCGCGAGACGGUGGGCAGCCAGCUGGACCGCGAGCGGGACUACCUGGCCCCGACCACGGUCCGCCAGCUCAUGGCCCAGCAGGAGCUGGACCGCAUCAAGAAGGCGGCCGACGCCCUGCCCUACCCGGCCCUGCCCGCCCUCCCCGCCGGCCUCCUCCCCGGGAUGAACGGCCCGUCGCCUCUGCCCGGCUUCCCCCAGGGAUCCAACGCUCUGCCGUCUCCCGGUCCGGGCCUCCUGGGGUUCCCCGGCUCCGCGGCCUCGUCUCCGGCCCCGGCCCCGGGCGGCGGCCCCGCCAAGCCCGGCCCGCAGACCCCGCCGCCCGCGCCGGGCCCCGGCCCGCCCGACAGGGAGCCGGACAAGAAGCCGCCCGGACCCGGCAAGGUCCGCAGGAUCAAGGAGGAGGAGCCGGACGCCCCCCACCCGGAGAAGCCUCCCAGGAGAGAGGAGAAGGUGGCGCCGGGCCCGGGCGGACCAGGCCCGGGCGGGGAGAACAGCCGGCUCCCGGCCCCGCAGGGCCCCGACGGGCCGGCCCUCCUCGGCGGCCAGUUCCUGCCCUACUUCCUCCCCGGCUUCGCCUCCUACCUGGCCCCCCAGCUGCCCGGGGCCGGGCCGGGCGGGUACCUGCCCCCGGCCUGCGGCCUCGAGGGCCUCUUCCCGUACGGGCCCCCGCCGGCCCCGGACGGCGCUGAGGGUGACCCCCCGGCGACCCCGCCCGUCAAGUACGAGUUCAUCUGCAGGAAGUGCCGGAUGAUGUUCGCGGCCGAGGAGCCGGCCCUGACCCACCAGAAGUCCUUCUGCUACUUCGACCAGCCCCUCAUCGACCCGCGGGAGACCGUCCUCCGCGUGCCGGCCGGCGGCCCCCCGGGCGGCCCUUGCGACGCCGCCCCCGGGGCCCGGGACCACCCGCCCCCCCAGCUCCGGGCCGGCGCCCACAAAGAGAAAACAAUCAAACAAGCAAUGAGAAAUGCCAAAGAGCAUAUAAGAUUAUUACCUCACUCAGUCCGCUCUCCCAGCCCCCACGCCACAUCUACCUCACCCUCCGCAGCACCCCCCAACGGCCCCUACCCGCCCCCCUCUUCCUUCUCCAUCAAGUCCUGGCCAAAUCUCCUCUUCCCAGCAUCCACCAGGAAAGCUGCUCCCCCGCCCCCGCCCUCCCCGCCUUCAACGGUUACCUCAAGUUCGGGCAGCUCCUCGGGGAUGCCCCCCUCGCUCCCCACGGAGAGCUGCUCCGACGAGUCCGACAGCGAACUGAGCCAGAAGCUGGAAGACCUGGACCACUCUCUGGAAGUCAAGGCCAAGUCGGCCUCCGGCCUCGACGGGAAUUUCGGCAGCCUCCGGAUGGAUCUUUUCGGGGUGUAGGAGCGAAGACCGGAGCCCCGGCUUUAAAAACGAAACGAAAAAUAAAAAAACAAAAAAAGAGCAAACGAAACACACACACGCACGCACGCGCGCACACACGACACACACUAGACUAAAGAAAAAUGUCAAAAAAAAUUUAAAAACUCAAAAUCCAAAUGAAAUUUAAAAAAAAAAAAAAGACUUUUAACUGCAGUUUCCAAAGCUUCUCUAACCCAAAAAAAAAAAAAAAAAAAAUGACAGUACCAAAUGGUUGACUCAGGAUUGUCUUUCCCAUAAAAUGAUGCGCUGGCAAUACAAAAAAGGAUCAGGACUGGUGCAGAUGGUUGAAUGUGCUUGUAAUAUAUGCUAAACUAUGGACAAGGAAAAUAAAUCUCUCCCAAGCUUCUCGGAAGCUUGUCUCAAGCCAAAAACUCUCCGGAAAAAGCAAACGACACCUCCGCCGGUAGGCUUUCGAACGGCUAGCAUGUUGUGUGUGGGAGGGCAGUCCCCGUACGCUCGAAGAGAAUCUCUCUGCGUUUAGUUAGGUGUGAUUCAGUAGCUUUAAAUUCUCAGGUCAGAAACAUAACAUUUCUCAUUUGUGCAAAGCAGCAAAGGAGCCUGGAAAAACUGUGACUUCUUCCGAAGACAACGGCAACCUUCAUUAGGCAGCGUUUCCCAGGUGCGUUCGGUGUACAGAGAGACUUUCCGGCCCGGUCGGACAGCACGCGGGUCCCGUCCCCCGCCCCUCCCACCCCCGC
Messenger RNA from Ornithorhynchus anatinus (platypus), 9527 nucleotides. RefSeq names its product zinc finger homeobox 4 (gene ZFHX4). Gene Ontology annotation, biological process: regulation of transcription by RNA polymerase II. The record is from RefSeq and is a predicted model, not a curated record. The transcript has 18 exons. Gene Ontology annotation, cellular component: nucleus. NCBI's taxonomy places the organism in Eukaryota, Metazoa, Chordata, Mammalia, Monotremata, Ornithorhynchidae. Gene Ontology annotation, molecular function: RNA polymerase II cis-regulatory region sequence-specific DNA binding; DNA-binding transcription factor activity, RNA polymerase II-specific; zinc ion binding. The coding region runs from base 169 to 8790 and encodes 2873 amino acids.